Molecule: messenger RNA, 1179 nt
Organism: Eremothecium cymbalariae DBVPG#7215
Lineage: Eukaryota; Fungi; Ascomycota; Saccharomycetes; Saccharomycetales; Saccharomycetaceae
Gene: CYS3
Product: cystathionine gamma-lyase CYS3
Exons: 1
Coding region: 1-1179 (392 amino acids)
Biological process (GO): transsulfuration
Cellular component (GO): cytoplasm
Molecular function (GO): pyridoxal phosphate binding; cystathionine gamma-lyase activity
Source: RefSeq, a predicted model, not a curated record
AUGGGAUUGUUACCAUCAGAUCAAAUUUCCACUAAGGUGGUUCACGCCGGCGAGCACGUUGAUAUCCAUGGCUCAGUCAUAGAGCCUAUCUCUCUAUCUACAACCUUUAAGCAGGCUUCUCCUGCUGUUCCAGUCGGUGCAUAUGAGUACUCUAGAUCACAGAACCCUAAUAGAAAGAACUUGGAGGAUGCAAUUGCUGUAUUGGAGAACGCUAAGCACGGCUUAGCAUUUUCUUCUGGUUCUGCAACCACUGCUGUGAUCUUGCAGUCCCUACCUCAAGGAUCGCACGCCAUUUCAAUUGGUGAUGUAUACGGUGGCACUCAUAGGUACUUCAACAAUGUUGCCAACGCGCACGGUGUUGAGACGACCUUUACAAACAAUUUGGUUGAAGACCUUCCAACGCUCAUCAGAGAAAACACUAAGUUGGUGUGGAUCGAAUCCCCAACCAACCCUACUUUGAAGGUUACUGACAUCCAGUUAGUGUCUCAGAUCAUUAAAUCCUCUAAUAAAGAUAUUAUUUUAGUUGUUGAUAACACAUUCUUGUCGCCAUACCUAUCGAAUCCAUUAAACUUUGGCGCUGACAUUGUUAUCCACUCAGCGACUAAAUAUAUCAACGGCCAUUCCGAUGUUGUCUUGGGUGUUUUGGCAACCAACAGCCAAGUUCUAUAUGACAAGUUGCAGUAUCUGCAAAAUGCUAUUGGUGCAGUUCCAUCGCCUUUUGACGCGUGGUUGACCCACAGAGGGUUGAAGACCUUACAUUUGCGUGUCAGAACAGCAUCCAACUCUGCACAAGAAAUUGCUGAAUUCUUAGUUAAGUCAGACAAAGUAAUUAGUGUCAAUUAUCCUGGUUUAUCAUCUCAUCCCAACAAUGAUAUUGUUAAGAAACAGCACCGCGAUGGCUUAGGCGGUGGUAUGAUUUCCUUCCGCAUCAAAGGUGGUGCAGAUGGCGCUGCCAAAUUUUCUGCUUCCACUAGGUUAUUCACCUUGGCAGAAUCAUUGGGUGGAAUUGAAUCUUUACUUGAGGUUCCUGCCGUCAUGACACAUGGUGGUAUUCCAAAAGACCAAAGGGAAGCUUCCGGUGUCUAUGACGACUUAAUCAGAUUGUCUGUGGGUAUUGAAGACACUGGUGAUCUUUUAAAGGAUAUUGAACAAGCUUUGAAUGCAGCUGCUACCAAUUAG